AUCUCUGCAGCUACCAUUCUGAGGUGUCCCUGAUCGUCUCAGGAGUGAAGUGACAGGCCUGGCACUCUGCUGCCAUGGAGACCAAACAGGAGCCCUCUGCUGUUUGGAGUCAGGGUGCUAACACUGAUUCGGGCAACCCCACACAGGUGCAUUUUGAAGGUGGCACAGUGGCCCAGAUAGUGUACAGUGGAAAUCAGCCCGACCGGGGACAGCAGCAGGUGGUGUAUACGGCCGAUGGGAACUCCUAUACCUCAGUAGAGUCUGCAGAGCACACACUGGUCUACAUACACCCUGCAGAUGGCACUCAGACUGUGUUUGCUGAUCAGCCACAGGUGGCUUAUAUUCAGCAGGAUGGUACAACUCAACAGGUCACAGUGUUGCUGCCCAGUGGACAGAACAUGAACGCUGCCAAUCUGCAUGUUCUCAGUAAUGUAGCAGAGGCUCCACAAGCCAUCCUGGAGCCAGUUUCUCAGGAGCAGCUGUCAGUGUCUAAUUCACUCACCUCCAUGGCUGACAUCACUGACGCCCCCACCAGUCCCCUCGGGGCCACAGACUCCACAGAUGACUCUGACGAAGAAGAGGAAGAAGACUCAGAGAUGGAUGACUGGGAGCCACGUCCGCCUCAGUCAUUCAACCCUCACAGCCUCUGGUGCGAGGAGUGUAAUAACUCCAACCCCUCUGUGUGUCUGAAGCAUGGGGCCCUUCAUCCCAUCCCCAACCGACCGGUGAUGUCCAAGGCUCGGGCCAGUCUGCCUCUGGUCCUGUACAUCGAUCGCUUCCUGGGAGGGGUGUUCUCCAAGAGACGCAUCCCGAAGCGCACUCAGUUUGGACCUGUGGAGGGACCCCUGGUUCCUCAGGGUGAACUGCAGGAUCACUACAUUCACCUAAAACUGUGCAUGCUGGAUGCAGAGAAAGAUGGAGAGAAGUCUGACGACACCACAUGGUUGGACCUUUCUGAUGAGGAGAGCUGUAACUGGAUGAUGUUUGUGAGGCCUGCACAGAACCACCUGGAGCAGAACCUGGUGGCCUAUCAGUACGGCUCAGAGAUCUUCUACACGACCAUCAAGAACAUCCAACCAAAACAAGAGCUCAAGGUGUGGUAUGCUGCAUCAUAUGCAGAGUUUGUAAAUCAGAAGAUUCAUGAUGUUACAGAAGAAGAGAGAAAAGUGCUGCGGGAGCAAGAGAAGAACUGGCCUUGUUAUGAGUGUAACCGCCGCUUUGUGAGCUCCGAACAACUGCAGCAACAUCUCAACAUGCAUGACGACAAGUUAAACUCUGUUCCAAGAUCCAGAGGCCGAGGUCGAGGAAGAGGCAGGAAGAGAUUUGGAACAGGACGAAGACCAGGACGGCCGCCUAAAUUUAUACGUUUGGAUCCUCCAGUAGAAGCUGGUGGGGACAAAACAACAGAGAUGCUGGAACUGACAGAGAAGCAGCCGCUGGAGGAGCGAGUAGAGGCAGCUCAGAAUGGGAUAAAGGUAGUCGAGCCAGAACCGGAUGCUGGGACUGAGGCAGAGGGUCAGAUUGUACCUGCUGCAGGGGAACCAGUCCCAGAGUCAAUCACACCUCCCUCCAGCAUGGAUCUGCCUGUUCCAUUAAAGGAAGACCCUGCACAGAGCAGCCAAUCAGACGCCCACCUCACAUCUCAGGACAUGCGCCGUGCCAAAAGGAUACGGAACGCAGCGCUACAGCACCUUUUCAUCAGGAAGAGUUUCCGUCCUUUUAAAUGCACCCACUGUGGCAAGGCCUUCCGGGACAAAGAGAAGCUGGAUAUGCACCUGCGCAUCCACGGCAGGGAAGCUUACGCCUUCUCCUGCCACCUUUGCAGCAAGAGUUUCAUGAGUGACUCGGCCCUGGAGGAUCACUUGCUGUUGCACACAGAGAACCGCUCCUACGCGUGUCUCCUAUGCCCAGAAACUUUUGAUAGGCUGGACUUGCUCAAAGACCACGUAGGGGUGCAUGCAGUGGAAGGUUGCUUCACCUGUCCCUCCUGUAAGAAGACUUUUACUGACUUCAUUCAGGUGAAGAAGCAUAUCCGCUGCUUCCAUUCAGAAAAGAUCUUCAAGUGCCCUGACUGUGAAAAGGCUUUCUGCCGGCCUGACAAGCUGCGGUUGCACAUGUUACGACACUCUGAUCGCAAAGACUUCCUGUGCUCAACGUGUGGCAAACAAUUCAAGAGGAAAGAUAAACUGCGGGAGCACAUGCAGCGCAUGCACAAUCCUGACCGAGAGGCCAAGAAGGCCGACCGGGUACACCGCUCCAAAACCCUCAAACUGAAGGUGCCCACCACAGACUUCGAGAGCUUCGUGUUCAAAUGCAGAGUGUGCAUGAUGGGGUUCAGACGCAGAGGAAUGUUGGUUAAUCAUUUGUCCAAGCGUCACCCGGAGAUGCGUAUUGAUGAUGUGCCUGAGCUAACGCUGCCAAUUAUCAAGCCCAACAGGGACUACUUUUGUCAGUAUUGUGACAAGGUGUAUAAGAGUGCCAGUAAAAGGAAAGCUCACAUUCUGAAGAACCAUCCUGGAGCAGAAUUACCUCCCAGCAUCCGUAAGUUGCGUCCAGCUGCUCCCGGUGAGCCAGAUCCCAUGCUGAGCACACAUACCCAGCUGACUGGUACCAUCGCCACCGCACCCGUCUGCUGCCCACACUGCGCCAAACAAUACAGCAGCAAGACUAAGAUGGUGCAGCACAUCAGGAAGAAGCAUCCAGAGUUUGCUCAACUUGCCAACACAAUCCAGGCUCCUCUAACAACAGCUGUAAUCAGCAGCGCUCCUGCAGUCAUCAGUGCAGACGGCACCACAACUGAGGCUGUAGUGACCACAGAUCUGCUGACGCAAGCCAUGACGGAGCUCUCGCAGACGCUGACAACAGACUACCGAACAGCGCAGGGAGACUACCAGAGGAUCCAGUACAUCCCAGUCUCCCAGGCAGGAGGCAGUCUGUCCCAACCGCAGCACAUUCAGCUGCAGGUGGUGCAGGUGGCUCCGGCCUCCUCGCCACAUUCCCAGCACCCGACAGUUGAUGUGAGCCAGCUUCAUGAUCCUCACGGUUACAGCCAGCACUCAAUCCAGGUACAGCACAUCCAGGUCACCGAGCCCUCAGGCACUGGACAAGGUGCCACGCCGGUUACUGGUCAGCCUCUGAGCCCCACGUCUCAACAGGCGAGUCAGGAGCUGAGCCCCGCCCAGCUGACCCCCGUAACUUUGGCUCAGAGCCACACCCUCCAGACCAGCAGCACUCAGCAGCAACAGCAACAGCAACAGCAGCAGCAGCAGCAACAGCAGCAGCAGGGCACUGUGCAGCACGCUUACAUACCUGGGAACUGGAACUACCGAGGCUACUCAUCUGAGAUCCAGAUGAUGGCUCUGCCUCAUGCGCAGUAUGUGAUAGCUGAGGCCAGCACACCUGUGUCUGGAGUCAACAGCAACCAGGUGAAAACGACACAUUAUGUUAUAUCUGAGGGUCAGACCGAGCUGGACACCAAACAGACUGCUCCUCCGAACACAACCCAGGGCCACGCUGAACAUCUGGAACAGCAGCCGGGCAAUCAGCAAGGCACCACGCAGUACAUCAUCACCACAACCACCAACGGCAGCGGUACUAGUGAAGUUCACAUCACAAAACCCUGAGCUGCUCAGUGAUGAUCUCCUGCGAACCUGGUGCAGACCCCACGGACUGAUCCUGCAUGUACUCCUCAGCAGCUUGUACGCACAUAAACGAACAAAAUAUACAGUCAUACGCACAUGGAUACAGACUUGUGUACAUACAGAAUUAUAAAGGGGAUGAAUAGAUGAUCAGCACAGUUUUAUGUGUCUGUAAAGUGUUAAUAUGUUGUAUGGACUGUUGGUUUUUGCAAGCUGCUAGAAGUUUGUGAUAAAAAUAAAUUAAAAACAUUUUGCUGAAACUGGAAGAGGAAUAUUAUAUCAAAUAUAUGUGCAAGUCUGGACAAUCUGGAAAAUGAUGAAGUUGGUUGUUUCAAGCUCUACUGUUUGAGUUGCAAAAGUUGUGUUGGCAAGUUCUUUUACAUAUCUGAGAGUGCCCAUUUUACAUCAAUGUCAAGCUAUGGCAAUGUCUAGCCAAGUACAGUACUUGUAAAUGAAGGUCAGAACUGAGAAAUACAAAAAAAAGUAUAGAAAUCCUGCAGUUGCCUUUCUCAGUUCAAGAGCCCAACACACAACCUGCUCUAUUAUGGGUUACUUUAUUGUUUCCGACACGUGAUUUCAUACUUCGGUUACUGUACUUUUAAGGGCAUCUUUUUUUUUUUUUUUCAUUCACACACUGGUUCAUCUUGACUUCCCCAAAUUUUAGAAUGAUGUGACUUUUUUUUAUCAUAAAAUACGGAAAAGAAACUCAGAAAUCAGUUCCACUUCUCCAUGUUUUGCAUGAAUUUCUUUGGUUUUACAAGGAUUUCACAUGAAUGCAGUUGACCUGAAGCUGAUCAUUUUUCUUUUUUUCUUUUUCACAUAUCUAAAAUGAAAUCAUCACAUAUUGAAUGGCUUUAGAAUACUCAUCAAGGUCCCUUUUGAAACCAGAGAAGCUGCAACCAGCAAAAUUAUGAUAAGCACUUGAACUGAUAAUUUUAUAGAAGCUUAAAGCCAAAUACAGAAUAUCUUUUCCUCACAUCUUUGAAGACAGAUGACAAACAAAAUCCAAAUAUCUGAGUAUUGAAUACAUAAUUAAGUGUGACAGAGAUAUUUGGGGACAGCAUGAUGGGUUUGCAACUGAACAGCUUAGAAGUUUGACAUGAUACCGUGUGUAAGGCUGAUUUGGACUCAUUUCAGUGUAUCAACCUGUGAAAAAAUAGUGCAAGUGCUUUUUUUAGUAAUUUACGGUAAAGUAAUUUGUCAGCACUUUAAA
Molecule: messenger RNA, 4851 nt
Organism: Scomber japonicus (chub mackerel)
Lineage: Eukaryota; Metazoa; Chordata; Actinopteri; Scombriformes; Scombridae
Gene: prdm10
Product: PR domain containing 10
Exons: 23
Coding region: 75-3623 (1182 amino acids)
Cellular component (GO): nucleus
Molecular function (GO): protein binding
Source: RefSeq, a predicted model, not a curated record